AUGUCUCAGAUUGACGCAAUUCCAAUGCCUGUGCUCGCGUCCAAUAACCAGGUCACGGCCGCCGAUGCCAAAGCUGCCGCAGCCGUGUUUGGGUCGCGAGACAUCAUCGCCAGCAUCCUGGUCCGCCUCCCGGUGAGCGUCCUCCGCCGCUUCCGCAUCGUCUGCAAACAAUGGCGAGACAUAAUCUCCGAUCCAACCUUCAUCAAGGCGCACAUGGUACACCGAUCACACGCCCCGACCCACACGGUCGUGUUCGUACCCUCUUCCAAGGGUUGCGCCGGCAGCGGGUUCCUCUUCGACGAGCUCUGGCGGCUCACGGCAAGGUUCGCCGUCGGCGCAUCCGAGGCCAUGAUAGGGACGUGCAAUGGCCUUCUCUGCUUCCACGACAGACUCCAGAAGAUCAUCAGGGUCGUGGAACCAUUCACCGGCGAGGCGACCAACCUGCCGCUGCCCACAGAUUCGUCAUGGAGCAACGUGGCUAGUUCGUAUUGCUUCGGAUUCGACGCCACGGCAGGGCAAUACAAGAUCAUUCAUAAACACAUUGCCCAUGAUCAUGCCAAUAUCGGCAGCUAUACUAUGUCUGUAAAGCUGUUCACAAUCGGACAGGACAAGGACUGGAGGACCGUGAACACUGCCUACCUCUCCUUCAGCUCUACCUCCUUCAUCGACCUGGCGUGCAACAGCAGAGCCGUGUACUGGAGUUACAUGGAACAUCACCACAAGAUUCCUAUUUACUUACGCCUUGAUCUAGCGACGGAGGAGAUCACAUCGGUUGAGUGCCCUGUUGUCAACAAACGACCGAUAUUUUGCCAUCAUCCGGCGUGGAAAAACGGUCAUCCGUGCAUCAUCGGAAUAAGGUGGUUGACCGAUGAGUCAGAGAACGGCUGCUGGCCCGGUGAUAUGGAUGCCAUGGCACACAAUGUCGAUGCUGUUAUGACCCUGCCCCACGGGAUGCGCAUCCCAAGGCAGCAUGCGCUACAACGGGGGCACCUUCUGCUACUGGACAAGAACGGGGCUCUGUACGCUCACAAGAUCGUGAGAAGGAGUAUUCAGGGUCUCGACAUCGGGUCCGAACAACUGCUGAUCGGGAUUGGCGUGGAGGAGGAGCCGGCCAAGAGCUCAUCCAGUGGCCAGUUCGUUGCGGUUCAAGGUAGCCAAUCGUCAGGAGCAACGCAGGUGGCCACUUAUUCGGGUACAAUGGAUAUUAGCACGUUUGCCUACGUCCCGACAGUAUGUUCAGCUCCCCUGGCGCUCUAUUUUAGCAGAACUAUGCAGUAG
Lolium perenne is the source of this 1278-nucleotide messenger RNA. RefSeq names its product putative F-box protein At1g31000. The record is from RefSeq and is a predicted model, not a curated record. Gene Ontology annotation, molecular function: protein binding. Lineage: Eukaryota; Viridiplantae; Streptophyta; Magnoliopsida; Poales; Poaceae.